Messenger RNA from Apodemus sylvaticus (European woodmouse), 3301 nucleotides. It is a transcript of the gene Yme1l1, whose product is annotated as YME1 like 1 ATPase. The coding region runs from base 229 to 2376 and encodes 715 amino acids. Gene Ontology annotation, cellular component: mitochondrial inner membrane. The transcript has 19 exons. Gene Ontology annotation, biological process: protein quality control for misfolded or incompletely synthesized proteins; mitochondrion organization. Gene Ontology annotation, molecular function: metalloendopeptidase activity; ATP binding; ATP-dependent peptidase activity. Lineage: Eukaryota; Metazoa; Chordata; Mammalia; Rodentia; Muridae. The record is from RefSeq and is a predicted model, not a curated record.
ACUUGCUCCGGAAGUACUGUUUCGGUAGCCUCUGGUCUUCCGGGGCAGAUGUCGUCGUAGCAGCUGUCGGGAGGGGAAGCCAUUUUUUUUGUUUCUGGGAGGAGUAAGGGAGAAACUGGGAGAAAAGCGAAGGGAAAUAUAUAGAAAAUAAAAGGGCUCAGCCCCUUUCCUCUGAGCUGAAGAUAGGAAGCAGUUUCGGCUGGCGCGUAAGUUCCCGAGGGUCCAGAGAUGUUCUCCCUGUCGAGCACAGUGCAGCCUCAGGUUACAGUUCCUCUCAGUCAUCUCAUCAAUGCCUUCCAUUCACCAAAAAAAAUAUCUGCUUCUGUCAAUACAUCUGUUUCUCCAAAACAGCAUCGAGAUAUAGUUCCUGAGCAUGAAGCUCCCAGUAGUGAGCCUGUGCUUAAUUUAAAGGACCUUGGAUUAUCUGAAUUGAAAAUUGGACAGAUUGAUAAACUGGUAGAAAAUUUACUUCCUGGAUUUUAUAAAGACAAAAGAGUUUCUUCCUGUUGGCAUACAUCUCAUAUCUCGGCACAGUCCUUUUUUGAAAAUAAAUAUGGUCACUUAGAUAUGUUCAGUACAUUACGUUCCUCUAGCUUGUACAGGCAACAUCCAAAAACUCUUCGAAGCAUUUGUUCAGAUCUUCAAUAUUUUCCAGUUUUCAUACAGUCUCGGGGUUUCAAAACUUUGAAAUCAAGGACACGACGUUUGCAGUCUACCUCUGAAAGAUUAGCAGAAGCACAGAAUAUAGCACCAUCAUUUGUGAAGGGGUUUCUUUUGCGGGACAGAGGAACAGAUCUUGAGAGUUUGGACAAACUUAUGAAAACUAAAAACAUACCUGAAGCUCACCAAGAUGCAUUUAAGACUGGCUUUGCAGAGGGCUUUCUCAAAGCUCAAGCUCUUACACAGAAGACCAAUGAUUCCUUAAGGCGAACUCGUCUGAUCCUCUUUGUUUUGCUCCUGUUUGGCAUUUAUGGACUCUUAAAAAAUCCAUUUUUAUCUGUGCGCUUCCGAACAACUACAGGACUUGAUUCUGCAGUAGACCCUGUCCAGAUGAAAAAUGUCACUUUUGAACACGUUAAAGGGGUGGAGGAAGCCAAACAAGAAUUGCAGGAAGUGGUUGAAUUCUUGAAAAAUCCACAGAAGUUUACUGUGCUAGGAGGUAAACUUCCCAAAGGAAUUCUUUUAGUUGGGCCACCAGGAACAGGGAAGACACUUCUUGCCCGAGCUGUGGCAGGAGAAGCUGAUGUUCCUUUUUAUUAUGCGUCUGGAUCAGAAUUCGAUGAGAUGUUUGUUGGUGUAGGAGCCAGCAGGAUCAGAAAUCUUUUUAGAGAAGCAAAAGCAAAUGCGCCUUGUGUUAUAUUCAUUGAUGAAUUAGAUUCUGUUGGUGGGAAGAGAAUUGAAUCUCCAAUGCAUCCAUAUUCAAGGCAGACUAUCAAUCAACUUCUUGCUGAAAUGGAUGGUUUCAAACCCAAUGAAGGAGUAAUCAUUAUAGGUGCCACAAAUUUCCCAGAGGCAUUAGAUAAUGCUUUAAUACGUCCUGGUCGUUUCGAUAUGCAAGUUACAGUUCCAAGGCCAGAUGUGAAGGGUCGGACUGAAAUUUUGAAAUGGUAUCUCAAUAAAAUAAAGUUUGAUAAAUCUGUUGAUCCAGAAAUCAUAGCUCGAGGGACUGUUGGGUUUUCUGGAGCAGAGUUGGAGAAUCUUGUGAACCAGGCUGCAUUAAAGGCAGCAGUUGAUGGAAAAGAAAUGGUUACAAUGAAGGAACUAGAGUUUUCCAAGGAUAAAAUUCUAAUGGGACCAGAAAGAAGAAGUGUGGAAAUUGAUAACAAAAACAAAACUAUAACAGCCUAUCAUGAAUCUGGUCAUGCUAUUAUUGCAUAUUACACAAAGGAUGCCAUGCCAAUCAAUAAAGCUACAAUCAUGCCUCGAGGGCCAACACUUGGACAUGUAUCACUGUUGCCUGAGAAUGACAGAUGGAAUGAAACUAGAGCCCAGCUGCUGGCCCAGAUGGACGUCAGCAUGGGAGGGAGAGUGGCAGAGGAACUCAUAUUUGGAACUGAUCACAUUACAACUGGUGCUUCUAGUGAUUUUGAUAAUGCAACAAAAAUUGCCAAGAGGAUGGUUACCAAAUUUGGAAUGAGUGAAAAGCUUGGAGUUAUGACCUACAGUGAUACAGGAAAGCUAAGUCCUGAAACUCAAUCGGCUAUUGAACAAGAAAUAAGAAUCCUUCUACGGGAGUCAUAUGAACGAGCAAAACAUAUCUUGAAAACACAUGCAAAAGAACAUAAGAACCUGGCAGAAGCAUUGCUGACCUAUGAGACUUUGGAUGCCAAAGAGAUUCAAAUUGUUCUUGAGGGGAAGAAAUUGGAAGUGAGAUGAUAACUCUCUUAUAUUGCUGGUUUUAUCACAAGAAUAUACUUAGUCCUGCAGUCUCCUUUGCAACACUUUCCAACCCCCACUCCUGACUUGGUAUAUGAUUCAAGGAUGUGAAACACUUUGUCACUUUUCUGUCCCAUUAUUUGAUUUUGGUUAUUCCUGUGUUGAUACCAUUGGAGAUCAGUAACCCAUAGCAAAUACACAAAAAGAGCUAAAUAAAGAUAAAUAAAGAGCUGUCAGGAUUAAAGACAGAUUGAAAAAUGUCAAUCAUGUUGAAAGUAAGCAAUCAUUUUGAGCUUGAUUACUCCAAGUGAGUAAAAAAUUGUGCCUUUAUCUACUGGUAAGUAUUUUUUUUUUCCUGCAAGCUAAAUUUGAAAAGCUAUCAUCUUCUGAUAGUAACAUUUCUCUAUGGGGAAAAUAAAUGCCGUGGAUAAAUCAUUUCUACUUAACAUCAGUAGAAAUGCCAUUAAGAUGUACUUAAUUAUGUUCUUGAUUGACCAUGUAAAAUGGCCUUUAAAAGAAGCUAUUUGAAUUGUAAAUAUAAAGAUAUACUCAGAAUUUAAAUGACUGUAAUGGUUUAAAAUUGCAGCAUGUAUGUCCAUUUUCUUUCAGAUAUUACUAUCACUGACAAAAUUUGUUUCAGAACAACAGUAUUUUAUGAAGUAAACAAGUAGCAAAUUAUAUUCUAAACAUCUGUAUAAUUACAUUUAAUCUCAAAACCAAAAUGAAACCAAAACCUCAAUUCCUUUCCAAAAUGAUCUUUCAAUGUCACCUUGUCAGAAUUGGAAGGCUUGUACCAUCUGCACAUUAAAGGGUUACAGGUAAUUUCAUAUUCAAAUCAGUAAACAAUAGUGUGAGUGCAUUGUAUUGGUGUUACAACCAAGUUACAUUCUUGAAGGAACUAUUAAAAUUACAUUCAGUUGUCUUA